Messenger RNA from Hippocampus zosterae (dwarf seahorse), 2118 nucleotides. RefSeq names its product 3-ketodihydrosphingosine reductase (gene kdsr). The transcript has 10 exons. Gene Ontology annotation, molecular function: 3-dehydrosphinganine reductase activity. NCBI's taxonomy places the organism in Eukaryota, Metazoa, Chordata, Actinopteri, Syngnathiformes, Syngnathidae. Gene Ontology annotation, cellular component: endoplasmic reticulum membrane. The coding region runs from base 276 to 1355 and encodes 359 amino acids. Gene Ontology annotation, biological process: sphingolipid biosynthetic process. The record is from RefSeq and is a predicted model, not a curated record.
CCACAUGCCUCUGGAAAGCCAGGGUUCAGUGGGCAAAUUGUUUUGGUGAACACCGACUACGCUUUGUGACACUGAGCCAAGGUCCAACGCUGGAUAUUAAACCUACCCGUUACACACCUCUGAAUAUUUGACAAUAGUUUUUGCGUAACUCCUCCAUAUCAUGCGUUACGCAUCCCCUCUAUGAGGGUCACCGUCCCCCUGUAGCCGCUGCGUAGUCGACCGCCGAAGCUGCCCAGCUAGUUAGCAAACAAGCUUAGCACUGCCAGUCAUCACCCAUGUCCUCAGAAGAAAGCUUGAGCUCAACGAUUACGGGCUGGCUUUUUGUUCAUUCUUGGUGGCUGCUACUGCCGUUCAUCAUGCUGCUGGUCGUCGCCGCCUUCAUUGUCGCCUUCAUAUUGCUUUUGUACAUGAUAUCGCCGCUGAUUAGCCCCAAACCCCUAAAACUGAACGGGGCCCACGUUGUGGUGACUGGGGGCUCCAGUGGCAUCGGGAAAUGUAUAGCGAUGGAAUGCUACAGACAAGGAGCUUUUAUUACGCUGGUGGCACGAGAUGAGGCCAAGUUGAUUCAAGCCAAGAAAGAGGUGGAGAAAUUUGCCAUCAAUGAUAAACAGGUUGUGCUUUGCAUAUCAGUGGAUGUUUCCAGUGAUUACAGUCAGGUCGAAAGUGUUAUCAAACAGGCUCAAGAAAAGUUGGGGCCUGUCGAUAUGCUUGUAAACUGCGCCGGAACGUCCUUAUCUGGGAAGUUUGAGGAAGUGGAGGUAGAUCGUUUUAAGAGGCUGAUGGAAGUGAACUACCUAGGCAGUGUUUAUCCAACACGUGCUGUCAUAACUACCAUGAAGGAGAGAAGAAUGGGCCGCAUCAUGUUCGUGUCCUCCCAGGCGGGCCAGAUCGGCCUGUUUGGGUACACGGCUUACUCACCGUCCAAGUUUGCACUGCGCGGUUUGGCUGAGUCUCUUCAGAUGGAGAUGAAGCCAUACAAUAUCUACGUGACGCUGGCCUUCCCACCAGACACAGACACGCCAGGACUGGUUGAGGAAAACAAGACAAAGCCUCUGGAAACCAGAUUAAUUUCUGAAACCUCUGGAGUUUUUCCACCCGACCAAGUGGCCAAGAUUGUUGUCCGAGAUGCCGUGCAGGGGAACUUUAACAGCUCCGUGGGUACCGACGGCUACAUGCUAUCAGCCCUCACGUGUGGGAUGUCACCCGUUACCUCCAUCACAGAGGGUCUCCAGCAGAUCGUCACCAUGGGUCUGUUCCGUACCAUCGCUCUCUUCUACCUGGGAAGUUUCGACAGCAUCGUGCGCCGCUGCAUGAUUCAGAGGGAGCAGUCCAAAGUGACCGACAAACGAGAGUAACGGCCGCCGGUUCCCCCCGUCCGAAAGGUCCGCCAUGGGCAGCGAGGUGAACGGACAGUGUGUUUACUCUUCGCGGCUUCACUCCUCGUCCCCUCCCUCUCACCCCGCAGUGAAAUCUCACUUUUAAUGUGCACAUGGCUUCUUGUCGCGGGAGCAGCCUUACUUUUAGCAGGUGUUUUUUGGUGUUGUGAUCGUGGAGGGAGGCGACAGUAAAGUGUAGCGGUAUCCUGUCGGACCGGUUGUGCCAAAUACGGCACGACGUUCCCUCCCAUGGGGGCUCUCGAGCAAACGAGACGGAUUCAUCACCGUUUCUCCCGGCGUUGCAUGCUUCUAAAACGUAGGGGCCACCGUGUUUAGAAAUAUGUCGUUUCACCCCAAGAAGAAGCUUCCUCAACCAUCUCCAACCAUUAAGUCUUUGCGGGCAAAGACCACUAAAGCGGACCGCCGCAUCGGCACCCUGACUGUUCCUGCGCGUGUGCACAACCGCGCAGCUGCGGUUGCGUUUCAGUCAUACAAAUGGAAUCGCGGUAUGAAAAGAACACGGAGUUUCCACCAAGCAUGCCAGUAGGACUGGAAUGAUAGUGAUCUGGCUCGCGUUUCCAUUGCUGUAUGCUGUAAGCGUGACAUCACAGCAGUCGGACGGGGACCAUUUUGUGCUUGCUUCUUUCUUCUUGAUUUGUUUAUAUCAAACAGAAGGAGAAAACAAAGCAUUUUCAGCUCAGUGUCAGAACUCUUGUCAGCUUUAAUGCCGUGGAAACACACG